GCCAUAACGCAUAAGUGUAUACCUAAUGAAAAUUGCAGUAGUUUUCGACCUAGUUUUUUUUGUUGUGCUUUAAUUUUACGCGUUUUCUACUAAAACGUGUACCGUUAUAAUUCAAUUACACACUUCUCCAACAAGUUUACAAUGUAAAAUUAAGUAAAUUAACGAUGUGCACUACAGGUAUUUACAUUUCAAUAUGUAAACUAAUUGAAUUGUCACGACAUGGAAUAUCCAUCUUUAGAUCCUUACGAGCAAAAGCUUUUUACCGUGUUUGACAGUUACGAUUUCGACAACAAGGGUAGUUUGGAUAAGGACGGCCUGACGCAGCUCUGCAGCAGCCUGCAGUUGGAAGAGCAGGGAAACGAGUUGGUGCAGCACUUACUGCACGAUCCAAAGAAUUCGCGAGUGACGUUCGGGGAGUUUAAGGAGGCCUUACUGACGCUGCUGGGAAAUGUUCAAAAUCGGACACAGGGUGAUAUCAAGGACGAUAAGGGCUCGCCUGACAGAGAGGUUUCACCGAAGUAUGUUUACGGUACGAAGAAGUAUGGACGGCGGUCUCGUCCCAAGAACGAGGAUCAGGUGACGCUCGAGGGACUUAACGAAAAUACAAACUACACUAAUAAAAUUACCUACAAUACCUCUGUACAAAGAUCGAAUUCGCAAAGCGACGUGCUAUACUCUAAGAAGAGAAAAACGAACACAAAGCUAAAGCGGUGCACCUCCUUCCCGGGCAGCCACGAUUUGGAUUUCCACAAGAUGUCAGGGGAAGUCUUCGUUACCAACGGUUUUAAUAGCGAUCAGGAGUUUUUAUGUACUGAGGAAAUGUUGCGACAGGCGUGGGAAAAGUUAGGUGUCGGUGAUGACGGGUAUUUAAAUCAAACCGAGUUGGUGUUAGUGUGUGACGCGAUCGGGUUACAUCGGUUGGCAAAGGGGGUGAUUCGUCAGCUUUCGGAUAAGCUGCAGUUGGAUGUGGACCACAAAAUCAGUUUUCAGGAACUUUUGGAAGCGCUACAGCAGGACGACACUUGGUCCGAGGUGCUAAGUCCGAACUCCCCGACUGUCGUCGAGGACACUCUGGCUAUUUCGGAAGAAUCUCACUUUCCGGGCGGCGAUGUCAAAAGUGUACAGCACAUAACGCUCGGGCCUGACGGGACCGGUUUCAUAAACGGUGACGUGGUGGUAGAAUUGUGGGAAAAUGUCGGGAUAGCGUCGCCGAAAUUGCUGUUGCAAGAACUCGGUUUCGGUUGUUCCCAAAUCAAAGUGUCAGAGCUGGCUUCUGCGCUCGAAAAGGAGAUUAAAACGAUUCACGAAACGAGCAAACCGUGCUUUACAAACCCGCGAGUCGUCCUUUUGCAAGCCGUCUUAACUCUAUAUCGGUCGGAGAUCCGCUGCCUGAAAAACAUUUUAGAGCAGAUGUGCGCCGAACGCGACAAACUGAAGCACGACGUCUUGGAAGCGAACAACCGCGCGACGAUGCUAGCCCAGGAGGUCGACGACAAUCACGCCCGAAUGGAACAAAACACCCAGCAGCAAGUGAAGCUCCUCGAGCAGCGCCACGCUGACAUCCUAAAAGAGCUGGCCUCGCAAUUCGCCGGCGAAAAAGAGCAAAUGUCCCAUCGAAAUCAAAAGUUGAAACAGAAAAUUGUACAUCUCGAAUCCGAAGAGGCUCGACUACGAAACGAUCUGCAAUCCGCUCAAGACUACUCUGUUACGGUUGAUAAAGAAAAUCAAGCUUUGAACGGUCGAAUAUCCGAACUACAGCAGAUGAAGACCACCUUGAGCGAGCAGAUUAGCAUACUCGAGAGCGACAAGCACAAUUACGAACGCGAAAAUCAGCAGGCGCGAAUCGAACCCUUGCUGCAGCAGUUGUCCAAUUUGCAAAUCGAAAAUUCGCAAUUACGAGAUAAAAAUGACGAGAUGAUGAGCGAAAUCGAAAGCUUAAAUAGUCAAGUGUGCAUGUUGAAGAAUAAGGGUCUGAAUUUGUCAACGUUUCGUUUGGAGGAGUCUAUGGAGGAGAAUGUGUCAAUUGUAUGCGAGGGAGUGGGACUGGGAUCGAAACGUAGGAGCGAUGAUUCUCCUUCCAAGGACUUGAACGUUUUGGGUUUAGGUGAUGGAAGCCCAAGAUUGGGUAAAGUUCGCAAGUGUCAUAAAACAAAAUCCGAUAACUUAGAAGUACCGAUAACUUCGAGUGAAAGCGGUUUCGAUACCGAACUAGACGCCCUGGACUCGUCCCUCUCGCUUUCUGUAAACGAUUCGAAGGAAGUUAGCGAUUUACAAACGAAAGUUAUGCGUUUGGAAGAACUUCUCAUGCAGCAUGGCAUUCCAAUUCCUUCCCCUAUUAAUUGUUCAUUGGAAAAUUCGACAGUCAUUGAACUGAAAGUAAAGCAGUUAACAAAAAGGUGCACAGAAUUACAAGAUUUGAUCAUUUCCGUUCAGAAGGAUUUGAGUAAAAUGUUAACGCAAAGUCCAGGAUCGUGUGCGUGCGAAUGUACUACGUUCGCAAAAGUCCUUAAUAAUAGACUGACGGCUGUUAUUUUCGAAAAAGAUAAUUACGUCGAUUAUAUUAAUGACUUGGUGAAAAAUGCAAGAGGUGGAGAAGCGAGUAAAACGAUAGAUAACAACUUGCAAGAUGAAAUUCAAAAGUACAUCAAGGAGAAUGAAGACUUAGUGAACAAAUGUUCCGAAUUGGAAAGGUGUGUGGAGGAACUUCGUAACGAAUACGAACGAUGCGAGGAUUAUUGGUCGUCGAAAUUGGAGGAGGAGCGGCUCAUGUUUGAGCAAGAGCAGAAGCAAAGUAGUGACAAGUUAACAGAGCUUAUUGGAAAAAUGGCUGAGUACGAAGCACAGUUUGCCGUCCAAGACGAACGUGACUAUCGUCUACCGCCAAUAGAAGAGACCUAUAGUCUAGAAAAACAAUUUACAGACUUAGAACAGGAGUUUGAUGAAUAUAAGGAGCAUGCUGAAUUUCAAAUUGCAGAGAAAGUAAACGAAAUUGCCGAUUUGAAGGAAAAGCUUAUUGAAUUAAAGCAGAGAAAUACGUUGGAAAUGGGGGUGCAAGUGUCAAGCGCCGAAUGUCAGGGUGAAAAUUGUAUAGAAAACAAAAUGAGCAACUUGUCAAACUGCAUGAUCGAGUCAACAAACAUAUUUUCGGCGGAUACGAUGCCUUUUGGUUGGAGUAGUGCUAAACCAGAAUCCGAACCAAACUCCAUCGACUAUUCGCCGUCUCAGACUCACUUGAUACAGCGUGAUUAUGUCAAUCCUGCAUUUCUAUGGAAUAAGAAUAGACAAUCUAAUUCACCUGCUUCUUUCACCACCGAAAACGUCGAAUCUAAUAACGCCACUAAUCAAGUAUGGCAUAAUUCUCCUCAAACCUUUUCUAUAGUUAGUUUACCGUCUACCUCAGCUGAAUCAGCAUCUACAGUAACGGAUAAUAACUCUAUUCCAAGUAGGCCUAAAAGAAGCCGGAAACAUAAUAAGAACGGCAAAGUUCAAAGACUGAUUAAUAAGGACGAUAACAAAAAUAUGUUUCCUGCCAGUGUACCUAAUUCGUCUUUAAGAUGGAAACGAAAUAAUGCGGAAGAAAUGGUGACGCUCCCUAUCGCGGCGCUGCAUAAUUUAAAUUGCCGGCUUCAUCAUCUGGAGCAGCGACGACGACACUUGCAAGUUGUGUUAAGGCAACAGCAUUAUCAUGCCGAGCAAAUGCUUCAAAAUUGUUGGCAGCAGUAUCGGGGAGAAAAGGCAGAGCUUCAGUAUAUGUUAAAAUCCAGUCAGGAGAAACUCGAAUACCAAAUGAGGGUAUGCAACGACCAGUUGGAAAGGCUAACUAAGACCGACAUUCUCGUUAAGGAUCUGUACGUCGAAAACUCGUACCUCGUCGCUAACGUGCAGAGACUGGAAUCACAGUGUCAUAUGCUAACCCAAUACAAUUCCGCUAGUAGUUCCGUUUAAAGUAGGCGUUACGCCUUCGUUGUUAUUUUUGUUUUAAGAUUUUUACGGCGUUGAUGUUAUGCGAUAUUAAAUGAUAAGCAUAGUGCUCAGUAUCUCACUUUUACCACACUGGUGUGAAUCCUUUUUGCUACUGUGGACGUUGUGGUUCUAUACUGUUUUUUCACCAUAAACUAACAAACCUUAGAUUCGUAAGAAUAAAGAUGCUUGUGCUGUGAUAUGUUAAACUAUACAAUUACACUAACUACUUAAGGGUUCACAUGAAAUUCUACUCUCGAAUUGCUUCUCUCGUUUUUUUCUGAGCACUUUGCACUAUUCUCAACCAAUAUACCUACCUACCUUAAUUUGUUAGCACUCUACAUUACUAACAUAUCACUUAUUUCACUCCAAAGAAUUAAACAAACUUGAAUACAAUAAUUAUCUCUAUAGGUACAUAGGUUAUAAAUAGAGUGUCAUAUUAUAGUAAUAAUAUAUAAUGUAACAAAAUUACUGUUUCUUAACG
Messenger RNA from Photinus pyralis (common eastern firefly), 4444 nucleotides. RefSeq names its product blastoderm-specific protein 25D-like (gene Bsg25D). The record is from RefSeq and is a predicted model, not a curated record. Gene Ontology annotation, molecular function: calcium ion binding. Gene Ontology annotation, cellular component: centrosome. The transcript has 6 exons. Gene Ontology annotation, biological process: microtubule anchoring at centrosome. The coding region runs from base 220 to 3945 and encodes 1241 amino acids. NCBI's taxonomy places the organism in Eukaryota, Metazoa, Arthropoda, Insecta, Coleoptera, Lampyridae.